Volvox carteri f. nagariensis is the source of this 858-nucleotide messenger RNA. RefSeq lists its product as uncharacterized. The transcript has 2 exons. NCBI's taxonomy places the organism in Eukaryota, Viridiplantae, Chlorophyta, Chlorophyceae, Chlamydomonadales, Volvocaceae. The coding region runs from base 1 to 858 and encodes 285 amino acids. The record is from RefSeq and is a predicted model, not a curated record.
AUGCAGCAGCAGCAGCAGCAGCCCACCGCCGCCUCCGCGCCGCUGGCAGUGCCGGGCCCUGUGGAAGUGGCGGCUGCAGUAGCCGGGAACGGCACUGGUGGCGGCGGCGCCGUCAGCGUUGCGACAACAGCCGCGCUAUCGCCCGCGGGGGCCCCGCUUCAGAAGAAGCAGCAGCCGGCGGCGGCAGUGCUGGCGGCCGUGACGGCAAGUGUGGGAGGGACGGUUCCAAGUGGCGGGGUGUCGUUCGUCGCCACGCCGCCCGCACUGGCACCAGCGCCGCCGCUGCCCGUUCCAGCUUCACGGCGUCUGACGCCGCCGCCGCGUCCCGCUCUUAUGCUGAGCUGUCCGCCUCCUGCGUCGAGUCCCGCCACGUCAGCAUCCAUCUCGCCGGUGGCCACCGCUGGUGCGCUGCUGCCAGCGGCGCCGCCAACAGCUGCCGUCACCGCCGGCUCUGGCGGGGCGGCGCAACAGCGUCGCUACCCAGCAGACAAUGCCAAGCCCUACACCGCCAUCCCUGCCGCCGCCGCCGCCGCCGCCACUGCAGCCGCAACUACGGCGGCACCGACAGGUGUCGUACGGUUCGCCGACAGGGUGCUCGUGAGCACUGUGGAAAGUGUCCCUGUCAGCGAUGACGAUGAAUUGUCCUCGGACGACUCCAAGCCGAGCCAUCGGCGGCCGCGGUGGUCCGGCACGGGGGCCAUGGGCCGUAGCGGCAGUGCCGCCAGCAGCGCCAGCGGUGGCGGCGGCGGCGGUGCCGAUGGCCCCGUCGUGGGCUCCGCCCCACACCAGCACAUGCCGUCCACCACUGCAGCAGCAGGCACCCCCUGCAACCCCUGCCUACCACCGCCGCCUCCUUGA